Messenger RNA from Anthonomus grandis grandis, 890 nucleotides. RefSeq names its product histone H1.C8/H1.M1-like. The record is from RefSeq and is a predicted model, not a curated record. Lineage: Eukaryota; Metazoa; Arthropoda; Insecta; Coleoptera; Curculionidae. The coding region runs from base 179 to 490 and encodes 103 amino acids. The transcript has 4 exons.
UACACAAACCCGUUCGGGAGUAAUUAAUUUCCGAAAAGAAUUUUAUUCGAUUAAAUACUGGCAUGGCUGCCUCCGUGUUCGAAGCAAGAAGCCAAGCUGUUACGGUUCGGAAUUUCGAAAAUUAAUUUCUCUGAUAUUACGUGUGGGAUUUAGCUUUAAAGAGAAAUAAAUACAUAACAUGUCUGACGACGGAGCCGCUGUACCAGCCAAGAGAGGACGCAAGGCCGCAGCAGAAAAAGUCGAGAAGGCAGAACCAAAAAAGAGAACUAAGAAGGAGGUAGCCAAGGAAGAGGAUGAAGGUGCGUCUCCGGCGAAAAGAGGACGUGGAAGGCCAAAGGGAACGAUAAAGAAGAAGGCAGCACCUGCCAAGAAACCAGCGGGAAAGACCACAGGACGACGAGGUAGACCAAAGGCUGAAAAGGAAGAACCCAAAUCGUCGGAAGAAGACGGCGAAGAGAAUGAUGACGACGGUGAAGGUGAAGACGAUUAAACUAAUAAUGUCAACAAAUCCAAUAUUUUUUUUAUUAAGAAAAAAACUAUGAGCGUUAGUUAAUAAGUUUGUUUUCCUUACGUAAUUGACUGAAAUCGUGUGGAAAUGUCUACACAUUUUUCAGCACCUUUUGAAGUGUAGAAAAUGUUUUAAUUUCAGUUUUAAAAUAGAUGGGUCAUCGUAAAAGGAGCAAAACCCUCACAAUAAAUACGGUUCAAAACUGUUUUAUUAUGAUCUACAUCUUUUAAAACGUCACAUAAUUUAGAAUUAAGUUUGUUAUAAUAAUAGAAAGACUUACGUAAAGUUUCAUAUUAUAUAAAAAAAAAAGAUAAUUUCCUGUGUUCUGUGGUUAGUCUCGAAACUUUAGGUUCAUUUGGUAAUAAAUAAGUUCUUAUCUAAA